Cynara cardunculus var. scolymus (artichoke) is the source of this 1319-nucleotide messenger RNA. RefSeq names its product NAC domain-containing protein 2-like. Lineage: Eukaryota; Viridiplantae; Streptophyta; Magnoliopsida; Asterales; Asteraceae. The transcript has 3 exons. The record is from RefSeq and is a predicted model, not a curated record. Bases 108 to 971 code for a protein of 287 amino acids. Gene Ontology annotation, molecular function: DNA binding. Gene Ontology annotation, biological process: regulation of DNA-templated transcription.
UUUCCCCUUCUUCUUCACUAGUGUCGAAAACCCAAAACCCUAGCAGCAAUUUGCAAGUGAUUUUUGGAGAAGUUAGUGAAGGAAUUCGAGUUUUUCUUUGAAAAAUUAUGACUGGUGAUAGUUUGGAGUUGCCUCCUGGAUUCAGAUUUCAUCCAACGGAUGAAGAAUUGGUUAUGCAUUACCUUUGUCGGAAAUGUGCUUCUCAGACGAUUUCAGUUCCGAUUAUUGCUGAGAUUGAUUUGUAUAAGUUCGAUCCAUGGCAGCUUCCUGAUAUGGCUCUGUACGGAGAAAAGGAGUGGUACUUCUUUUCACCUAGAGACAGAAAGUAUCCGAACGGAUCUCGGCCGAAUAGAGCUGCCGGAACAGGUUACUGGAAAGCUACCGGAGCCGACAAACCGAUCGGAAAACCAAAAGCCGUCGGAAUAAAGAAGGCGUUGGUGUUCUACGCCGGUAAAGCUCCGAGAGGUGUGAAAACAAAUUGGAUAAUGCAUGAAUACCGUCUCGCUAACGUUGAUAGAUCCGCUGGCAAACGGAACAACAAUCUCAGGUUAGAUGACUGGGUAUUAUGCCGAAUAUACAACAAGAAGGGCGUUUUGGAGAAACACUUAACCUCUGACGUAAAAUCAACAUCAUUUUCUGAGAUGGAAAUCGAAACAAAACCCAAAAUCACACCAUAUUCUCCUAUAGAAAACGUGUCAUCACAACAUCGACCAUCAUCAAUACCACAUCAUGUCAUGGACGAUAUAUUUAACUUCGAUACGUCAGAAUCAGUUCCAACUUUACACACGGAUUCAAGUUCGGAACAUGAAAAAGAAGUCCAAAGUGAAGUAAAAAAAGACGAAUAUCAGUUCAAUUAUAUGGAUCCUUUUACAGAUGACGCAUUUACCCCUCAAAGCCAGUAUUACAACGACUAUCAACUAUCUCCAUUACAAGAUAUAUUUACCUUCAUGCCCAAAUCAUUUCAAAUGUAAAACCACUCGAAGCAAAAUGUGUACAUGGAUUGGGGGGUUUUGACCAAAAUACCCUCGUAGAAAGCAUGCACUACAAGUUGAGAAGCCGCAAGAGUUGAAGGGAUUGUUUAAUGACUUUGAGGUCCCUCAUUAACCAAAUGAAGAAAAUUAUGGGUGCAGUUUUAUAGAGGACAAAAGUGUCAAUUCACAUUAGAUAUAUCCUAGGUUCAUCACUUGUUAAUAUAUCCAUAUCCCCAUUUGGUGCUAUGUAGCAUUCUUUUAUUAGUAGUAGCAUUUUACACAUGCAUCACAUUCUCUUUGUUUCAUUUAUUAUAAAUUGUAUUAUAAAUUAAAAUCAAUUAAAAAAUA